GUUGUCCUGGUAACGCGUCAACGGAAUCCGGGAAUGGCGAGUUUACUGGGUGAAACUCUGUUUGAGAUCAGUGGACAAGGUCCUGCUCCAAUAAAGGACUAUUUCCACUUUGCAAUAACAAAAUCUCAGGUAAUUUGGAGCUGGUGGAAGAUCUCUUUGAGGUCAGACUGCAGGAACACACCACCAGGACAACUGAGAGAAUCACAUGAAGACUUAGAAGACAAACGUCUGCAAAAUCAAGUGAGAAUGGUAUUUGGUCCUCACAUCUUGCAGUACUCCCAAAAUUUAUGCCAGGGACACUAUGAUUACAUUGUCCGUCUCCCCAAUGCUUUACUUUUCAACAUCAUGGCACAUCUGGACCUUGAAGACAUUUCAGUUGUUUCACGCACCUGCCGUAGGUUUAAAGAGCUUUGUAACUCUGAGGAUUUCUGGGAGCAGACAGUGAGGAAGCAUUGUGACACUGUGACACCAACAGUGGAGGCUUUAGCUGAGGAGGUUGGCUGGAGGACAAUUUUCUUUACCAACAAGCUGCAGCUGCAGAUGCAGAUUAGUCGCCGGAAGCAGAAGGAAAAUCAGCCCUGUGAGGAUAAAAACCAGCCAAGUCCUUCUUCAGUACCUUUGGAGUAAAUGACUGAAGACUG
This is a messenger RNA of Carassius auratus (goldfish), 641 nucleotides long. It is a transcript of the gene fbxo36b, whose product is annotated as F-box protein 36b. NCBI's taxonomy places the organism in Eukaryota, Metazoa, Chordata, Actinopteri, Cypriniformes, Cyprinidae. The record is from RefSeq and is a predicted model, not a curated record. Gene Ontology annotation, molecular function: protein binding.